Molecule: messenger RNA, 609 nt
Organism: Pistacia vera
Lineage: Eukaryota; Viridiplantae; Streptophyta; Magnoliopsida; Sapindales; Anacardiaceae
Product: tubulin-folding cofactor A-like
Exons: 2
Coding region: 57-395 (112 amino acids)
Biological process (GO): tubulin complex assembly; post-chaperonin tubulin folding pathway
Cellular component (GO): cytosol; microtubule cytoskeleton
Molecular function (GO): beta-tubulin binding
Source: RefSeq, a predicted model, not a curated record
AAAAAAGGAAAAGAAAAGAAGUGAGUAAUUUUAUUCUGAAAUACAUGUAGGUUAGAAUGGCAACAACAAGAAACCUAAAAAUCAAGACAAGUACAUGUAAGCGCAUUGUGAAGGAACUUCAUUCGUAUGAGAAAGAGGUUGAGAGAGAAGCUGCUAAAACUGCAGAUAUGAAGGAGAAAGGAGCAGACCCUUAUGACCUCAAGCAACAAGAAAAUGUUCUUGCUGAAUCAAGGAUGAUGAUACCCGAUUGUCGUAAGCGCCUUGAGGCUGCUUUAGCUGAUCUCAAAGCUACUCUGGCCGAGUUGGAGGAAGUGAACCAGGAAGGUGGAGAAAUUGAUGAUGCUCAAAGCACAAUAGCAGAUGUGGAACAGUUGUUCGUAACAACAGAUGCAUAGUUUUCAAGCUCAUAUAAACUGUUGUUAUUGAUGUGUGUUGUUUUUGAUCUCCAAUCCCUAUCACAAUCAGUGUGGACUUAAGAGUGAUGGCUUUUCUGUAUUAAGAAAGUGGUUUCAUUCUGUUACCAAAAUAUUUGCGUGAACUUAGUUUUGUUUUUGUACCACCUGUCUAUUGUUUCUAAUUGAAAUUUGCACUUUUCUUCUUUCCUUGUUA